AUGUCUGAAUUCUGGAAAUCAGCACCGCGCUACUGGUGCAAACAGUGCAAGAUCUUCAUCCGUGACACGCCCUUCGAAAAGACCCAACACGAAGCCAGCCCAAAACAUCAAGGCAGCCUCAAGCGCUUCCUUAGACAAAUCCACAACGACAAUGAACAAAAACAACGAGACUCACAGCGCGCGAAAUCCGAAGUCGAGCGGUUGCGACAGGCCGUCAGUGGCGAGCCCUCCACUGAGAAAGACAGUGCGAAAGGAAAAGCGCCGCCAGCCCCCAAAUUCACAGAACGCCCUGCUUCCCUAGAGGACCGAAAGAAACAGAUGGCACAGCUUGUGGCAAUGGGGGUCGCCGUCCCUCAGGAAUUCCGCGCCGAGAUGGCCGUAGCAGGGGAUUGGGAGACGACAUCAGAGACAAGGAUCGAGGCCAAGCAGGGAUUAGAGGGCCCCACAAAGUCAGUCGGAAUACGCAAGCGCAAACUUGAAGGUGAAGAGGAGGGGGAUGAACAUGCGCCUGAGGCUAUUGUCAACAAAGGCUGGGGUUCGAGGAUGAGGCAAUACCCCGGUGCACAAGAGGAAGUGGGCUUGGAUGACCUGUUUGCAUCCACGAAAGAUAUCAAGAGGACGAAAACCUUCGUCCCGAAAGUCGAACUUGAUGACGAGGAGGCAGCCGCCCAGAAACCUAUCCCUACCGCAAAUACAGAGGAUGUUCCUCCCAAGCCAGAAAUCCAAGAGACGAAUGAGUCGGUUGUGGUCAAGACCGAAGAGCCCACGCAAUCUGCAGUAGAGCCAGUCAUUGAAGAGAAACCGCAUAUUGAGGAUGCUGCGCCCGGUGUCAUCUUCAAGAAGCGCAAGCCGAAGGCAAUGAGGAAAUAG
Messenger RNA from Penicillium verrucosum, 870 nucleotides. RefSeq names its product putative formin binding protein. NCBI's taxonomy places the organism in Eukaryota, Fungi, Ascomycota, Eurotiomycetes, Eurotiales, Aspergillaceae. Gene Ontology annotation, molecular function: RNA binding; zinc ion binding. Gene Ontology annotation, biological process: mRNA splicing, via spliceosome. The transcript has 2 exons. Gene Ontology annotation, cellular component: precatalytic spliceosome. The coding region runs from base 1 to 870 and encodes 289 amino acids. The record is from RefSeq and is a predicted model, not a curated record.